UAAGAGCUGAACCUGAGCUGAAGGAAGCACGCUUAGAAGAUAUAUUCUCUUUAUAUUCUUUCUUAUUUUAUAUUCAGCAAGAAAUUAUAUAGUGCUGUCAGUGAGGAUAGUGGGACAGAAAGGACCAAUCAUGUCGUAAACCUCUGUGCAAAGCCAGAUUCAAGACACUUGCCUUUUUUCAGUAAUUAUUCUAUUUACAUAGGAAUAUAGUUUACAUGCUUGAAGAAGAGUAAUAACCUCAAAAAGAACUAUGUUUGAAGAACUGGACGAUUCUUGGGAAGCUGAGAGUUCAGAGGAACCAGACAUCCCUGGAUCCUACUGUAUGUUUAUGAAGAGUGAGGACUCUAUGGAAAAUCCACCACAGUUCAGGCAUGGUUUACAUCCCACACUGGGUCCGAUUCACACUGAGAGAUCUCCAGAGCCCAGCUGUGUGUCCAUGAAGAGUGAUUUCUCUAGGGAACUUCCUCUAUAUUUCAGAGACUCUAACACUAAGAUGAGUCCGAUUCACACAGAGCGAUCAGAGUCUUCAGAGCCCAGCUGUGUGUCCAUGAAGAGUGAUUUCUCUAGGGAACUUCCUAUAUAUUUCAGAGACUCUUACACAAAGAUGAGUCUGAUUCCCACAGAAAGAUCAGAGUCUCCAGAGCCCAGCUGUGUGUCCAUGAAGAGUGAUUUCUCUAGGGAACUUCCUCUAUAUUUCAGAGGUUUUUACACUAAGCAGAGUGAAAAGCAGGACAAAGCUUUCAACAGUGAAAUAAUCAACCACUUGGACUCUGUUUUCAUGGAUGUAGAGCACAAAGUCAUCUCACUGGUGAAGACUGAGCUGAAGAGGUUCAAAAAGGUACUAUGUUCACAUUACUCAGCAUGCUCCAAGGAAGAAAAGAAGGAUGAGGAAGAUCAAAGCACUUUCAGAGAGGGUGCUCUGAAAAUCACACUGCACGUCCUGAACAGCAUGAACCAGACAGGCCUCGCUAAGAUACUCCAGACAAAACUGGCCCCUGUAUGUCAGAAAAAUUUCAAAAUAAAACUGAAGACAAAAUAUAAGAGACUUAAUGAAGGAAUCGUAAUGCAGGGACACUCAAAGCUUAUCAGUGACAUCUACACAGAGCUUUACAUCACAGCUGGCGAGAGUGGGGAGGUGAAUAACGAACAUGAGGUGAGACAGAUUGAGACAGCGUUUAGGAGACUAGCUACGCAGGACACUGCGAUUAAAUGCCAUGACAUCUUUAAAGGCCUACCUGGAGAAGACGAACUCAUCAGAACUGUGCUGACUAAAGGUGUAGCCGGAAUCGGGAAGACCGUUUCCGUGCAUAAGUUCAUUCUGGAUUGGGCUGAUGGAAAAGCGAAUCAGGACAUCCAAUUCAUAUUUCCUCUUCCUUUCCGAGAGCUGAAUUUGCUGAAGGAGAAGAAGCUCAGCCUGAUGGGCCUCCUGCAUCACUUUUUCACUGAAACAAAAGAAUUCGGAUCACUGGACUGUGCUGAUUACAAAGUCCUAUUCAUCUUUGACGGCCUGGAUGAGUGCCGGCUUCCUCUGGACUUCCAGAAGAACGAGAGCUUGUGCAGUGCCACAGAGGCAACAUCGCUGGAUGUUCUGCUGACAAACCUCAUUAAGGGCAAUCUGCUUCCCUCCGCCCUCCUCUGGAUAACUUCACGGCCAGCAGCAGCCAAUCAGAUCCCUCCUGAAUGUGUUGACCAGGUAACUGAGGUACGAGGGUUUAACGACCACCAGAAAGAAGAGUAUUUCCGGAAGAGGAUCAGUGACCAGAGCCUGGCCAAAAGAAUCAUCACACACAUAAAGUCCUCAAGAAGUCUCUACAUCAUGUGCCACUUGCCUGUGUUCUGUUGGAUUUCAGCCACUGUUCUGGAAAGAUUACUGAAUGAAGAAGAAAUGCAAGAGAUCCCCAAGACUCUCACGCAAAUGUUCACCCAUUUCCUGAUCUUUGAGACCAAACAGAAAAAUCUGAAAUACCAUGGAAAAUAUGAGACGGAUCCUCAGCAGGCCAGAGAGACGAUCCUCGCACUGGGAAAGCUAGCUUUUCAGGAGCUGGCGAAAGGCAAUCUGAUCUUUUACGAAGAUGACCUGACAGAAUGCGGCAUCAAUGUGAAAGAACUGGCCGUGUACUCAGGAGUUUGCACCCAAGUCUUCAGAGAAGAGUUCGGUCUCUUCAUGGGGAAGGUGUACUGCUUUGUGCAUCUCAGCAUUCAGGAGUUCCUGGCUGCUUUAUACGUGUUUCUCAGUUUCAGUAUCCACAGAGAAAACCCUCCUGGUGUCAAGGUACAGCAAACUUCUGAUCUCGCUGAUCUCCUCUAUGAGAAAACACAGACAGAUUUGCUCAAGAGAGCUGUGGACAAAGCCAUAAAUAGCGAGAAUGGACACCUGGAUCUUUUUGUUCGCUUCCUUCUGGGCCUUUCAGUGAAGUCCAAUCAGACUCUUUUGCAAGGCCUGCAGUCACCAUUAAGAAGCAGCUCCCACAGCAGUGAAGAAGUAGCCCAGCACAUCAAGAAGAAGAUCAGGGAGAAGCCUGCUCCAGAGAAAUCCAUCAAUCUCUUCUACUGUUUAAACGAACUCAAUGACCUUUCUCUAAUGCAGGAAGUCCAGAAAUAUGUGCACAGCAAAGAUCAUCAUAGUCUCUCUGAAGUUAGACUCACUCCUGUUCAGUGGUCAGCUCUGGUGUUUGCGUUGCUGAACUCAGAGAAGGAGCUGGAUGAGUUUAAACUCAGUAAAUAUGGCAAAUCAGACGAAUACGUUCUGAGGCUGCAGCCAGUGAUCAAAGCAUCCAGAAAGGCAGAGCUGUGCAAUGGCGAUCUUACAGAAAAAAGUUGUAUAGCACUGGCCUCAGCUCUUGGAUCAAGCACCUCAAGCCUGAGAGAGCUGAACAUGAGUAAAAACUGCCUGCAUGAUUCAGGAGUGAAGAAGCUGUGUUUUGGACUGAUGAAUCCACACUGUAAACUGGAGACGCUGAAGUUAAUUGAUUGUGAACUCACAAGGAAGAGUUGUGUGUAUCUUGCCUCUGUUCUCAUGUCGAAGUCCUCGAAUCUGAAAGAACUGGCCCUGAGCUGCAACGAGCUGUGUGAUCCAGGAGUUAAGCUGCUCACUGAUGCUCUGAGGAAACCGCAGUGUAAACUGGAGACGUUAAACUUGUAUAACUGCAAGGUCACAGACGAAGGCUGUGCUUAUCUGGCGUCUGCUCUGAGGUCAAACACUUCAUGCCUUAGGGAGCUGAAUCUGGGCAGAAAUGAACUUGGAGAAUCAGAAACGCAGAAGCUCUCAGCUUUUCUGGAAGAUCCAAGCCAUAAACUGAAGAACCUACUCCUCUAGACGUGAUACCAAUCUCAGAUGAAGACUUUGAUCUGGCUGGAAUACCGUUGAGAUUUUGGUCGGAUAAGGGACGACUUGUUUUACUCAGUAUAAUGCCAAUACAAGGCCUGUUAUGUUUGGGUAAAUGGUCACUGAAGCAGCACUUACUGUACAAUCAUGCAACUAUAAGCAAAAACAAGCCGGUCAAGAUCAUCCACAGGAUAUUGCAGUGAUACUUUAAACACGGAUUCAGUAAACGACGAGGGACAGAAGACAUCAUCUCAGAUGUGAGAUGGAUUCUUGAAAAGAAAACAGAAUAUUAGAAGUACCUGGAUGUCACAGAGUUAAAAUAAUUAAUCACAAGUAAUCACAUUCUUUUGUGUAGCUAAUCGUGUUAAAUCACAUCUCUCUUAUUUGCUCAAAUCUGACCCUUUUGCUACCAUGUUACUGUAGGACAGCAUUCAUAAGCCUACAUAACACUUACAUAAACUCAUCAUGACAACUAACAUAGAUUUCAAUAAACACUGAUAUUGGUUUAUUCCAAUAGAUGUCAUCUGUCAUAAAGGCUGCUUUUGUCAACACCAAUGUCAGGUGACAUCGAUUUUUUUUGUGUUUUGUUCAUCCA
Molecule: messenger RNA, 3920 nt
Organism: Colossoma macropomum (tambaqui)
Lineage: Eukaryota; Metazoa; Chordata; Actinopteri; Characiformes; Serrasalmidae
Product: NLR family CARD domain-containing protein 3-like
Exons: 12
Coding region: 251-3316 (1021 amino acids)
Molecular function (GO): protein binding
Source: RefSeq, a predicted model, not a curated record